This is a messenger RNA of Suncus etruscus (white-toothed pygmy shrew), 2679 nucleotides long. It is a transcript of the gene INTS6L, whose product is annotated as integrator complex subunit 6 like. The coding region runs from base 1 to 2679 and encodes 892 amino acids. Lineage: Eukaryota; Metazoa; Chordata; Mammalia; Eulipotyphla; Soricidae. Gene Ontology annotation, cellular component: integrator complex. The record is from RefSeq and is a predicted model, not a curated record. Gene Ontology annotation, biological process: snRNA 3'-end processing. The transcript has 18 exons.
AUGCCCAUCCUGUUGUUCCUCAUAGACACGUCCGCCUCUAUGAACCAGCGCACUGACCUGGGCACCUCCUAUUUGGACAUUGCCAAAGGCGCUGUAGAGUUAUUCCUAAAGCUGCGCGCCCGGGACCCGGCCAGCCGCGGAGACAGGUACAUGCUGGUCACCUACGACGAACCCCCGUACUGCAUCAAGGCUGGUUGGAAGGAAAACCAUGCAACAUUCAUGAGUGAACUCAAAAAUCUUCAGGCUUCUGGACUGACUACUCUUGGUCAGGCUCUAAGAUCCUCAUUUGAUUUGUUAAAUAUCAAUAGAUUAAUAUCUGGAAUAGACAAUUAUGGACAGGGGAGAAAUCCAUUUUUUUUAGAACCAUCUAUUUUAAUUACCAUCACAGAUGGGAAUAAGUUAACAAGUACUUCUGGUGUUCAAGAAGAGCUUCAUCUUCCUUUGAAUUCUCCUCUACCUGGGAGUGAACUAACCAAAGAACCUUUUCGUUGGGAUCAAAGGUUAUUUGCCCUGGUGUUGCGUCUGCCUGGAUUGGCUUCUACUGAACCAGAGCAUUUGGGGAGUGUCCCAGCUGAUGAAUCUGCCAUCACACAGAUGUGUGAAGUUACAGGAGGUCGCUCCUACUGUGUUAGAACACAAAGAAUGUUGAAUCAAUGUUUAGAAUCUCUAGUCCAAAAAGUUCAGAGUGGUGUAGUUAUUAACUUUGAAAAAACAGGACCAGAUCCACUUUCUACUGGAGAAGGUCUUACAGAUUCAUCUAGACCAUUUGCUGUUCAACCAUGGCAUAGCUGUCACAAGCUCAUUUAUGUACGACCGAACUCUAAAACUGGCGUUCCUGUUGGACAUUGGCCAAUUCCAGAAUCUUUCUGGCCUGAUCAGAAUUUACCUUCACUACCUCCACGAACAUCUCAUCCUAUUGUGAGGUUCUCCUGUAUAGACUGUGAGCCAAUGGUAAUUGACAAACUUCCAUUUGAUAAAUAUGAACUUGAACCUUCACCCUUAACUCAGUACAUCUUGGAAAGAAAGUCUCCCCAGACCUGCUGGCAGGUAUUCGUUACUAGCAGUGGAAAAUAUAAUAAUGAACUUGGAUAUCCGUUUGGCUAUUUAAAAGCCAGUACAACAUUAACUUGUGUAAACCUCUUUGUGAUGCCAUACAACUAUCCAGUUUUACUUCCUCUUUUAGAUGACUUGUUUAAAGUUCACAAACUUAAACCAAAUAUGAGGUGGCGACAGACUUUUGAAAGCUACUUAAAAACUCUGCCUCAAUACUACUUAUUACCAUUAAAGAAAGCACUAAGGAUGAUGGGAGCUCCAAAUCUGAUAUCAGAUAAUUUAGAUUGUGGACUUAGUUACAGUGUUAUCUCUUACCUUAAAAAACUCAGCCAACAGACCAAACUUGAGUCAGAACGACUACUAGCAUCAGUGGGGAAGAAACCUCCCCAGGAAAUUGGAAUCAAAGUGAAAAAACAUUCUGGAGGUGGAAUGUAUUUGGCUCACAAUAAAAAGCUGUUGAAAGAAAUUACAGAAGAAUCUUCACCAAGACUGACAGAGUUGAAUACCAAAGAAUUUCCUAGCUUCCAAGUAGGUCUCUUAAACAAGGAUUUGAAACCUCAAACAUAUAGAAAUGCAUAUGAUAUUCCACGUAGUGGACUUUUAGACCAGUUAACCAGAAUGAGAUCCAACCUGCUGAAAAAAACACACAAACAUAUUGUUGGACAAGAUGAAGAUUCCCUUCAUAGUGUUCCAGUUGCACAAAUGGGUAACUAUCAGGAAUAUCUAAAGACACUUCCUUCUCCACUUCGAGAGAUUGAUCCAGAUCAACCAAAAAGACUACACACUUUUGGCAAUCCUUUUAAACAAGAUAAGAAGGGAAUGAUGAUUGACGAAGCAGAUGAUUUUGUAGCAGGACCACAAAACAAAGUAAAACGUCCUGGAGAACCCAGUAAUCCUCUGUCAUCUAAGAGAAGGCGGAGUAUGUCGCUGCUGUUGAGGAAACCACAAACAUCAUCUACUGUAACUAACCAAGUGGGCGGAAAGGAACAACCCUCAGCCUCCUGGUUCUCAUCUUCUCCAAACCUCAUGAAACCCACUGUUGUGCAUACAGAUACCACUGGCAUUCACCAUGUCCCUGAGGAGAAGAUAGAAAAUGUUCCACUUCUACCUGAUAGCCUCUUCUCAAAAUCUGCUGCACCAGAUCUUACAAAUAUGGCAGGAGAUCGUGUUCCAGCCAACCAAUUGGAUCUUCAGUCUGAUAACUUUGCUAGUCUCCGGAAAGAUGACCUGAUUCAUAAACCUGGGCAUCACACACUUGGAGGAGGAAUGAAAAUCUGCAGUGUGUCUAUGGAUGAUCGUAAAGCCUCCGAAGCAUCUUCUUCGAGAACUGUGCCAAAUCCAUUACACAUAACUCCUGCCAUGGCACAAGGAAUCAACGCUGAUAUAAAAAAUCAGUUAAUGAAGGAAGUUCGAAAAUUUGGACGGAAAUAUGAAAGAAUUUUCACUUUGCUGGAAGAAGUACAAGGAUCUCUUGCGGUCAAGAAGCAAUUUGUUGAAUUUACUAUUAAAGAAGCUGCAAGGUUUAAAAGACGAGUCUUAAUUCAGUACCUUGAAAAGGUACUGGAAAAAAUAGAAUCCUAUCUUCUCAAAAAUGUUUAUCAUGGAAGCAGCCGAUCAUCAUGUUAA